AUGGUGGCGGGCGAAUGGGGCUAUGCGCCGGUGCCGGCCACACCCGCCAUGAACGCCUUCCUCGAGACCAAUCACGCGCACCUCGCCUCCUAUGGGCUGAAGAUGUCGCCACAACCGGGCUGUGGCGUCGGCGCCCAGCACCGCGCCGCGGCCCCCCACCCGCCGCCACACCACCCCCCACACUACCAGCCCUAUCCCCUGCACUCGUAUCAGACCGGCUACCUGCGAGAGUACGGUGGCUGCGGCGAGCUGUUCCCCCAACAGCCGCUAGAGCAGAGCUGGGACUGGCGCGGUGACGUCCACUACCAGAGCGGUGCGCCCCCCCUGGUGCCCCACGCCCACGCGCACGCGCCCCACGCGUUCCUACGCUACGUGCGGGCGCCACCGCGGCGGGACAUGCGCUGCCAAUGGCUCGACCCGGAACAGCCACCGCCGCGGAAGCUCUGCAACAAGCUGUUCUCCAGCAUGCACGAGAUCGUCACCCACUUGACGGUCGAGCAUGUGGGAGGGCCCGAAUGCACGACGCACGCAUGCUUCUGGCAGGGCUGCUCACGGAACGGGAGGCCCUUCAAGGCGAAAUAUAAGCUGGUCAACCACAUUCGGGUGCACACCGGUGAGAAGCCAUUCCCCUGUCCUUUUCCCGGCUGCGGGAAAGUGUUCGCGAGGUCGGAGAAUCUGAAGAUCCACAAGAGAACGCAUACUGGGCGGCCACUGUUGCGUCACGACACAAUGCCACCAGAGAACAACAAACUGCUGUCAAUGGCUGUCAUUGUAACGCGACCCCGUCGACCAACAUCUUACGGCCGAACUGAUAACUGCGUCGACUUG
Molecule: messenger RNA, 828 nt
Organism: Iphiclides podalirius (scarce swallowtail)
Lineage: Eukaryota; Metazoa; Arthropoda; Insecta; Lepidoptera; Papilionidae
Source: the annotation of a GenBank genome assembly